UGCAACAGAUAGGCGUACCUUUGACUAAACAACACGAUGCGAGAAAAUGUUAUGCCAAGCAAUAUUGUAACAACUAGCAUACAAAGUAAAAAGUAUUAGCCACACUGUUCAUCGUAAUUUGAAAUCUGCCACAGCGCUAAGUCUUCAAAGUAACUGGAUAAAAGCAGGUUAGCUAACAGAGCCGCUAGCUAGCUAGCAACAAAAAUCAACGUUAAACGACUAAUUCUGAGGCAUAUUCAGUAAUCAUCUCACGGGUUACUAAACAAGAAAUUUCAACGCAAUCUACAGCGCAACGUCUACAUCGACGGUGGUGUUUGUAACGAAGUCAUAGAGUUGGAGAGUUAUGGGUCCGCGAAAAAGGGGAGGAAAGAAGAGAACAGUAGAUUUGCCCGAAGUGGAACACUCAAGUGGAGCAGGUGAACCAUCAGAAGAGAGCAGUGCAGAAGUGGUAAAGGGUAAAAGGUGCAAAACCAAAGGGGGAAAAAAGUACAUUGGCGCUCAUGUCUCUAUAGCAGGAGGCAUAUGGAAGGCAGUUGAGGCAAGUGUGGACAUAGGGGGUCGCAGUUUUGGCUUAUUUCUUGGUUCUCAACGGUCCUGGAAAAGACCUGCCCUCGAUAAGGAUGCUGCUGUCAGAUUCCAAGAGGCCUGUGUUCAACAUGGCUUUGACCCGACACACAUUCUGCCACAUGGAUCUUACUUGAUGAACUGUGGCUCUCCCAAGGAAGAUGUGUUUGGUAAAAGCCAGGCUAUGCUGGUUGAUGAACUGAGUCGCUGCAACACUUUGGGCCUCACUCAGUUUAACCUCCACCCAGGCGCCUCCAUGGGCUCCAGCACAGAGCAGUGCAUGGACAGGAUUGCCCAAGCUAUAAACCACGCUCACCAGCAAAUACCCACUGUUAUUACUGUACUUGAAAACAUGAGUGGACAGGGAAGCACUGUGGGUGGACAGUUUAUUGAACUGAAGGGUAUAAUUGACCGUGUUCGUGACAAAACACGUGUGGGAGUGUGUCUGGACACAUGCCAUGCAUUUGCAGCAGGUUAUGACAUUUCCUCAGCAGGAGGUGUGAAGUCUAUGCUUGAAGAAUUUGACUUGGUAGUUGGACUGCAUUAUCUGAGAGCUGUACAUCUUAAUGACUCAAAAGGUAAAUUGGGCUGUCACCUGGACCGUCAUGAGGACAUAGGGCGUGGACAGAUCGGGAUCUCAGCUUUCCGAGACAUUAUGAAUGAGCCUCGAUUAGACAACAUCCCUCUCAUUCUUGAGACACCUGGCUGCGCAGGUUUUGAGUAUGCUGAGCAAAUACAAUUGCUCUAUUCCCUUUGUGAAGACUAGUAAGAAUGCAGGGAUCCUCACAAGAGAAAUAUGGAUAUUGUAUAAAGGGCCUAUCACCUUAUUUUCUUUUAUUGUCCUCACACUCUUUUUUUUUUUAAUGUGAAAAAUAUAAUAAACACAA
Messenger RNA from Electrophorus electricus (electric eel), 1451 nucleotides. RefSeq names its product putative endonuclease 4. Gene Ontology annotation, cellular component: mitochondrion; nucleus. Gene Ontology annotation, molecular function: DNA-(apurinic or apyrimidinic site) endonuclease activity; phosphoric diester hydrolase activity; DNA binding. Gene Ontology annotation, biological process: base-excision repair. The record is from RefSeq and is a predicted model, not a curated record. Lineage: Eukaryota; Metazoa; Chordata; Actinopteri; Gymnotiformes; Gymnotidae.